UGUAUAAAUCAGGGUAAAGCAAUAUUAAGAAUUGACUGUAUAAAUCAGGUUAAAGCGAUAUUAGGAAUUGACUUUAUAAAUCAGGUUAAAGCGAUAUUAAGAAUUGACUGUAUAAAUCAGGUUAAAGCGAUAUUAAGAAUUGACUGUAUAAAUCAGGUUAAAGCGAUAUUAAGAAUUGACUGUAUAAAUCAGGUAAAAGCGAUAUUAAAAAUUGACUGUAUAAAUCAGGGUAAAGCAAUAUUAAGAAUUGACUGUAUAAAUCAGGUUAAAGCGAUAUUAAGAAUUGACUGUAUAAAUCAGGUUAAAGCGAUAUUAAGAAUUGACUGUAUAAAUCAGGGUAAAGCGAUAUUAAGAAUUGACUGUAUAAAUCAGGUUAAAGCGAUAUUAAGAAUUGACUGUAUAAAUCAGGUUAAAGCGAUAUUAAGAAUUGACUGUAUAAAUCAGGUUAAAGCGAUAUUAAGAAUUGACUGUAUAAAUCAGGUUAAAGCGAUAUUAAGAAUUGACUGUAUAAAUGAAGCUAUUUAA
This is a messenger RNA of Lottia gigantea (owl limpet), 525 nucleotides long. RefSeq lists its product as hypothetical. The record is from RefSeq and is a predicted model, not a curated record. The annotation marks the transcript as partial. NCBI's taxonomy places the organism in Eukaryota, Metazoa, Mollusca, Gastropoda, Lottiidae. The transcript has a single exon.